CUUCAACUCUGGUCCUUCGAUUGCCUUAUUUAAGAGUGGGAUACAGAGGCCAACGACUUCCUUAUCAAGCUACAAAACGCAUCUUUUAUCGUUAAACAGUAAUUGACAGUGGUUUGUAUAGGUUUACAUGGGUUUCGCUGAAAGGGAUUUUGUUAAAGAAAAUUUUAACGGUAUCCAGUGACUUUUCAACAGACAUGCUUGUCAAAGUGUUUGUGGUUUUAUUUAUAUGUAUAGUAAUAAGUAGGAGCUGUGAAAUAGGACAAACGAAACAAGGAUGUUUAAUAAGAAAUCUAAUGUGUUCUUGUGGCAUUGGUUGUAUUUCAGAUUAUAGAUACGACACAAUACAGGAAUGCCAGAAUGCCUUGAAAGGCAAAAAACGUGAUAUUUGUAAAAACCCCCACAACCCGUGUAUGCAUAACGGUACAUGCAUCCAAAUAUCUCAACAACCUGGAUACAAGUGCAGGUGCGAGGGAACAGGAUUUUUUGGAAAUCGAUGUAGCAGAGUAUGUCCAAUUCCAGGCCAGGGAAGAAUAGGAACAAUCUACCCGUACGAGUGUAUAAUAAUAUGAAGUCCACUUACAUUCCACUUACUUACCAAAUAGGAAAAAAAUCUCAAAUUUGUACAAAUAAAACAAUAUUUUAAUAGUUCACUUAUAUAUUU
This is a messenger RNA of Psylliodes chrysocephalus, 661 nucleotides long. NCBI's taxonomy places the organism in Eukaryota, Metazoa, Arthropoda, Insecta, Coleoptera, Chrysomelidae. The record is from the annotation of a GenBank genome assembly.